AUUGUCCUUUAAACGAGGCAGGACUGCCCCUCAGUGACUUGUACAGUGUGAUAAUGGUUUACAUGCUGACAGACUCCGCACAGAGGAAAAGGUUGGUCGGUGGGGGAGGGGUUUUACAAACACACCAGGCAGGAAGAGACCUGCGUGUUAACGUUUUGGCAUAAAGACACGAGAGACCCCUGCGGUGCCGGGGCUCUACCCCUCGAACUGACAGCCAUUACUGUGAGACAGUCGUAAAAAUAUACACAUUAAAUAUCAAACCCCACAGAGACAUUUUCCACCAAACAAGAGCGACCCCCACCCUUCAAGAAACCAGGGUCAAAGUUCACAGGAAGCUGGGGGGCUGCCAUUUUUCCCUGCUACUGCUAACGUUAAACGUUAGAUGCUAAAACGACGGGGAGGGGCGGUUGGUUUCGGAUUUUGUAGCUAGCUGGUAUCAACCGAUCGAAAUCGUUACCCGAAAUCCGUCAUUUCUCCGACUGUCGUCGCUAACAACCAUUGUUAUUGGAUGAAUUCGGCAUGGAGAAGGUAGCGGAGCCGUCUUGGACUUCUUCGUACACCUAUCAGGUGAGCAAGCACAGUGCGGAGAUGCUACACAACCUCAACAUUCAGAGGAAAGAUGGAGGCAGGUUCUGCGAUGUGAUCCUACGCGUCGGCGAGGAGAGCUUCCCCGCACACAAAGCUGUGCUGGCCGCGUGCAGCGAGUAUUUCGAGUCGGUGUUCAGCCGCCAGACGGAGGGCGACGGCAAGGAGCUGGAGAUGCACACCAUCAGCCCCAAAGUUUUUAAAGACGUUUUGGACUUCGCGUACACCUCCAGGAUUGUGGUGCGGCUGGAGUGCUUCCCGGAGUUGAUGACAGCUGCCAAGUUUCUGCUGAUGCGGUCGGUCAUUGAGAUUUGUCAGGAGGUGAUCAAGCAGUCCAACGUACAGAUCCUCGUCCCGACCUCACGGGGAGGAGACGCCAGCCUGUUCCAGGCCACGGGGGCCACGGGGGCCACGGAGCUGGGUUUCCCUGUGGCGCAGCAGGAUCUGGUGAACGGCACGGCGAUGCUGGUGAACGGUCAGAGCUUUGCUAACAAUGCACAGAUGCAUGUGGAUGGCAGCGAAGGCACCGCCACCGUGUUACUGGAGGACGGCGGCGAGUCGUCGAUGCCGAUGCUGGAGCCCGUCGAAGGACUGUCGGUGUCCCCGUCAACGGAAAUACCGGGGAACACGUUUCAGCACGACGCUGGCUCCCCAGGGUCGAAGAGGAACAGGGGGAGACCAAAGAAAGCUGGUGGGGUCGUGGAGCCUGUACACUUUAACCACAGCACCCAGAAAGACAAUGGGCUGUUUCCGUGCGGGACCUGCGGUAAAGCUUUCACGGAGGCUUCCCGGUUGAAGAACCACGAAGCGCAGCACGGAGCCCACAACAACAACAACAACAACAACGUCGGUGACAGCCUGUCAGCAGCGGGCGGCAUUUCCAUAAUGUCUCAGCCCGGGCUGGUGGAGAACGGCGUGCAGCUACACGGAGGGCUGACGCUGGAUAACGGCCGCAAACGGGAGAGGACCAGGCGGCAUGUGGGCUGUGAUAUUUGCGGUAAAGUUUUCCGCGACGUGUACCACCUGAACCGACACAAGCUCUCCCACUCCGGGGAGAAGCCGUACGCGUGCCAUGUGUGCGGGCUCCGGUUCAAACGCAAGGACAGGAUGUCAUACCAUGUGCGGUCCCAUGACGGGUCAGUCGGCAAACCUUAUGUGUGCCAAAGCUGUGGUAAAGGUUUUUCAAGACCAGACCACCUGAAUGGACAUAUCAAACAGGUUCACACAACAGAGAGACCCCACAAGUGCCAGAUUUGUAAUGCCUCUUUUGCCACAAGAGAUCGCCUCCGGUCACACCUUGCAUGCCAUGAGGACAAAAUCCCCUGCAAAGUUUGUGGCAAGUUCCUGCGAGCUGCCUACAUGACGGACCACCUCAAGAAACACAGUGAAGGAACGCAUAACUACUGUGGCAUCUGCAACAAAGGUUUCUCCACUGCGUCCUACCUUAAGGUGCAUAUAAAGACACACCAUGGCUCUCCACUGCCCCCCUCUGCCACAAUUCACACCUUCCCUGAGCCAAGGGGGGAGCUGCAGAUGCACAACGGCACCCCUUACCACAUGGGACGCCAGUGCUCAGUGGAAGACCUAUGCGCCAGUCGCCAGCUGCUUCUCACCUCGUCUGAGGCAGAGGGUCGCUUUCAUGGGCUCACUGGACACCCAGUUCUUCCCCAGCCUGGCCCUCCAGCCUUGGGCCUGCAGCCUGAGCUGCUCUUGGGGAAGGCAGGUGGGGCUCCAUAUUUCUGGGAUUGUCGCUCUGGCGGGGUGCCUGGCUUCCCCGUCCAUGGGCCUGCUGCAGACGGGCAGGAAAACGCUGGGAAGUGUCCUCAUCUGGAGUCAGAAGAAUCAGAUCUUUCAUUUGGGGAACUGUCCAACGGCGACGAGCUUAAAUCUCCACACAAACCUGACGGGCCGGAGCUCGAGAUGCCCUCUCUGGCCUGUAACGGAGCCUCCGCGGGGGCCUUGGGCUCUCCAGAGGGAUCUAAAGCCAAGACGGACCCUGAGAAGAAGUUUACCUGCGGCAUCUGCGGUCAGGCCUUCCGCACCAAGUCCUACCUCAACAAGCACCAGCACAGAGUUCACAAAGCCCAGAAGGCUCAGGGGGUUUCAGGGUCGGGCUUGAAUGAGCUGGCCCCCUCCCUGACCUCUCCCUUCUCCCCUCAACAAAACAUGUCCCUGCUGGAGUCUUUUGGCUUUCAGAUAGUCCAGUCUGCUUUCGCCUCUUCACUGGUGGAUGCUGAGGCGGGUCAGAGUGGAAUCGACUUUGGAGGGAAGUGACACAUUUACUGAAGUUCUUGCAAAGCCUCUCAUUUUUAGGACAAAGCCGGGUUGCCCACAGAAGAUGCUCUGUAUUUGGGAAUAACUUUGCCUCAAGGCUACUCUUUCUGUUUGUUACGUCGCUUAAUGUGUAUCCGAUAUUUUUGUCACAGACUGCCAUACGAUUCCUACUUUUUCUACCUUUUCAGAGUAUGAAAAGUGCGUGCACGGUGUUUAAAUUUUCUUUAUAAAGAAACAACAUGAAGGUUUUAUUUCCUUUAUCUGACGUGGAUCUGUCGAAGUUAUGUUUGGUAUUCCCUCAGUUGUUUUUUGGCUUGUGUGUUAUUGAGCUUUCUUAGCUGCACAAAUGUUUCUUGACAUGAGACGAAUUAUUUACUGCAACCUUAAAACGAGUAGUAAGUAACUACUUAUUGUCCGUUCGCCCACUUUAACUGCUCUGAUGUACCCGGUGAAUUGACCCUCGGCCACUACAGUGAUUUUAAUGCUUCGUAUUCUCCGUUUCCUUGAAGGCUGUAAACAUGUCUUUACCUCAGAGCAACAAGAGGGCUGAAUUCUGUACGUAUGUUGUGUCGGCUUCUUUUGAGAAGGAUUUUGAUUUUCUUAAGGACAGGGAUUUAAAUUGGACUCGGUUUUGAUUGCAGGUUUUCUUUUACUCUGUUAAUUAUUCUGAGAAACAUUCCUAACAAGCCCACGGCAUAUUUCAUAACAUGUUUAUUGUAAUUUUCUUCAGCUUCAUACAGAAAGUGUCGGUUUGCUGGCUACUGAGAAGCACUGACAGCUGUCAAGGACCUGAAAGAACUGCGGUUGAACUUUGAAUUUGAACUGUUACAGCAGCCACACAAAGCUCAUCUGGCACCAAAAACUCUGGCAAAAAAUAACUCAAAACCUCACUGAAGAAAUUUACACCAUGUUGCUUUGUGCAUAAAAGGAGAUUUAUUUCUUGUGCCAGCUUCAUUAGAUAUUAUGGAGACCCUGAAAUCCUGAAUUGGGAACAAGUUACUGUCUUGUUCUCAAAAGAUAUUUAACUUGCGUGCACAAAAAUAUCACCUUUCAGGACAUAAGAGCCUCUGUAAGAUUUAAAUGUAAAAAGUCUGCAAAUUGAUUUAUUAAAACUAAAAACUGUCCUAUCAGAAAUGAGAAAUACCUACAAAAUGUCAGGGGGAACAACUAUAUUUAUAUCUCCAGUAGCACCACAGCUUGCUUUCUUUUAGUUUCUUUUUUAGGUCCAGGUCUUUAAAAAUGUGCAUAUUCCUUCUAGAAGAAGCCUUUUUUCCGUUAUUUAAACAAAGUGGGGGGUGGUGUCAUUCACCAUUAUCGUAAGCAGUUGUGAAUCUUAACCAGAGAGCACUGAUCAGUCCCUCCAGGAUUUCGCAGGCUGUUUUUGGGAUUGUUGCGGCCCUAAAUGUCUGAUUUCGCGGCAGCUUUUCUAUAAAAUUGUGAUGUCUGUCGCAAUGUUUAUUGCAAUGUUUUUGGGUGCAGUGCAGUUGCAAAAACAGUUGUACUGCUGUGACAGAUUUUGAGCUUAUUUAUAUGAGCUUUCAUUGUUUCCCACAGAAUUAGAAUCUUAACUGUGAGUGUAGGGGUGCUGCCAUUUGACGCAGUCCUAAAUUCCCAUCAAGUUCAUCCUUUAGUGCGAUAAUACAAAAUUGCUAAAUCUCCUAAUAACAAGAGAGGGAUCAGUUUGCAAUUUUACUUGUUUUAAAUAGUCAAAUUUGCAGUAAAGUUGCAAUUAUUGGACAACAUUGCGAGGUCACGCAGAAUUUGCAGGGAUUGGCUGAAUUUGCGUCAACAUCACAAAAUCCUGGAGAGAUUGAUUAAUGUGAUAGCUGGAGGGAUUUGUUCUAAAAUGGAGCAGAUCUGUUAGAUUCGAAAAGCUCUAUCAGUUUUUGAUUUGAUGAUUUGUAAAUAUUUUGUAAAAGGAAAAAAAAGAAGGAAGAAUUAAGGAGAGGAAAGCCAUUAUUACUAUGAUCUAUAUCCUGUAUAUCCUGGAAUACUUUUGAAAAUAAUUUUCCCAGGUUCCCACAUUUUUUUAACCUGUAACUGUAUUCUUGGAUCAUGCCCUGAGCCUGUUAGGAAUGAGCUUUGUAUCCCCCCCUAAAAUGAUAAAGUUUCCAAGCCUGGUUUGUUGGGUAUGAAAUCAGUUGUGUACAUUCAACAGGGACCAAGGUCAGGUAUAUUUUCAGUAUAUAUUUUUAGAAACGUAGAUUAUAUUUUAUUAACUUAUUCAUGCCCUCUGUUUUGUGUACAGGUUUUUUUUUAAUUGUCAAACAAAAAUCUUGUGAUUUGCUCGUUUUGAUAUUUUUCACUCUAAAUUAUGUUCAAUGGAGAUGUGUGGGUAUGUGUGUUUGUGUGUUGUGCAGCAACAAAGGGGGGGUUAGAAGAAGGAGCCACACCCUGAUCCACCAGCCUCUGAACCGACCAAACGUAAUGCUUCUUUUACAGAGCCAAGUCAUUACGCUCACUUUAUUUCUUCCUCUUCAUCACCUGCACUUCCUGUGUUGCUCACUCGCCUCCUGUCAGAUUUGCUUGUGCUGUUAGUACAUGACAUGUCUUGUGUUUGCACUAAUGGUCCCUAGUUUUAGAUGCAAGCUUUCCAUCCGAGUGUCUUGCAGUGAAAAUGUGUUUAAUCCAAAAAGACAUUCCUUUGAUGAGAACAGACUUAAUUGAAUGGUUCCUUAAAUCGGUGCACAAUAGGACCCUCACAUCCACCCUGCUGCGCUGCUUAGUUUGAUUUGAAAUCGUGCUCCACUGUAAUGAAAAGGCUUCUACACUGCUGAAAUGGUUUUGUAUUGUAAAGGGAACUCCAGUAUUUUUUAGCCUGCACCCUAUUUUCCCAUGGUUUGUGUCUAAGUGACUCAUGGGAACACUGAUUUCCAGUAUUAAGAGAGAGUGCUGCAGCUGGCAGUGGCGUCACAGGCUGCAGUAUAAACACUCGGGGCAUUUGCACUUUGUCAUGAGUACUUGUGUUUGCCACAGACAGGCUCAAAUUGUUAUUCUGAUUGUCUGACAACAUUACUAAAAAGACCCUACACCUCCUGUACCUUAUGCUUAUUCCUGUCUGUUUUGUGUCCGAGUCUCGCUCAAGGAGAAGUCUCGUUCUGAAAUCUCGAGGACUUUUUUUUUCUUUUGACCAUUGAAAAUCUUUUAGAUACAAGUGCUCUCUGCACUCCAGACCAAAAGAAACGUAAGGUACAGAAAAACAUUUCCUUUCUCUAUAGGGCCCUUUCCCUAAUGUUGUAAGACACAUAAUAACAGUCUGAGCCUGUUAGUGGCUAAAAGCACUAUUAAUGGAUGUAAACCGUCAGGGCGCACCUGCCCCCCGCUGCAGCACUCUCUCAAUACUGGACCAAUGUCAAAAAUUGUUCUUCAUUUGUCACUUAUGCUGGUUUCUUAUAUGAGGUCCAGACAAUACCCGGAGAAUCAGGUCUGGACAUUGUCUGGAGGAGAUUGUCUGUGUCAGAUGCUUUCUCAUUUACUGGAGGUGCUCCAUACAUUAGGUUUAGGCCGGGGUUGACUCCUAAGUCGAUCAUGUAGGAGGCAGGACAUGACGCGAAUAACACCGUGGUCAUGUAGCCAGAUCAUUCAGUGGUCUCUUGCCGUUCCUUGAAUCUGUGUGAAUCUUGUCAUCUCUCCAGUAUGAGAUGUUCGGUGUCGUCUUUUUGUAAAUUACUCUUCUUUUUCACCCUCUGAGUCACACAUGGGGUCAAUUGAACAUUAGGAGGACUUUGUACUAGGGCGCUGGCAAAGUAAACUCUGUUUAAUGUCAAAACCAACUGAUUCAGACAUUGGUGUUCUCACAUCCAGUUCCUCCGGCUAAUGUCUAGAUCAUUUCAGGUUUGCAGUGUAUGUGUGAAAGCGGUUUUAGACACAAAAACAUGGGGAGAAAUAGGUGCAGGUUGAAAAAUAGCGGAGUUCCCCUUUAAAUAAUGCAACAGGAUGUUACUGGGUAGAAGAAGUUGUGUGUGAAGAUCAAUUCUGUGUCACUCUUAAUUUGGUUAAAACUUAACAUAGAACCUUUUCACAAUCAUGACACCCUUCCUUUUAGUCUUGUACAUACUGAAACAAAAUAAGCAAUUGCAGCUCACACAUCAGCUGAUCAACACCUUUCUCAUGUUUUUUCUUGUGUUGUAAAACCUGUAUCAUGUCUCAAAUCAAACCCAGUCCAACAGUCAAGGGGCUAGCAGUGUGUGUGUGGUGAUGGCCUCUGUUAAAAGAAAGUGUACACGUGUGCCAUCUGUGUGAGUGUGUGUGUGUGCGUAUGUGUGCGUUUUUGUGUUUGAUCUGUGUUUCCUGCUUUCUGUUUAAUUAUUAUUUGUGAGUGCUCUAGUCUGUUAAUUCAGUACAUUCCUAUAUUAUUUAUGGUUAUGUUGUGAUUGUAACAAGUGUAUAUACCAUUCAUAUACACAUUCUAUAAAUAUAUAUAUAAAUAUAUAUGAACCAACCAAUAUGAUCAGUGUUUGUCAGUGGUGGUCCUGUACAUAUUUAGAUUUUUUUUUCUUGUCCAUCAUGUGGAGGGAUGUUAAGUUAUGGCCAUUUGAUUGAAAGUGUAAACUGCAUGUUCGGGCAUGCUGAGCUGAGCUGGGUACUGAAUGUCGAUCACUGGUUGGUGGCAGUUUUAGUUUCACUGUUCGCCGUACUGUCACUCUGCUCUGGUAGCGCUCACACUGCCAGCUGCACGACUCACGUCUCUGACCAAGUUUUCCUCCUUUUUUGAUCCACUCUGCACUAGUAUUUACUCCUUAACAGGUGAUAAGGGUUGUUUCUGUUCCUGAUUGUUUAAGAAGAAGUGGAAGAUGCUGUAAGGAAAUAAUGUUGCGUUCGUUCCUCACUGACAUGAUUUUUGUUUCACUCGUGUCGGUACUCAAGGUGUUUUUGUUGAGUAUUUAGGCCUAAAUGUUUUUUUUUUGUUGUUGUUGUUGUUUUUUGCUUUCUGCUUUUGGUCUGUUGCAAAGUGCCUUCCAAAUACUGAUUGUGCACAGCAGUGGAUUAAAAAAGGUCCUCUUUUCUAAAGGUUAAGAAUUGUACAGAGUGACUUGCAUUGACACUUUUGUAUAAAAAACACACACAGAAAAAUGUACAAUAUGUUAACUUGGUAUUUUAUCAUCGUACUCAACAAGAUUGCUCUUAAGACAUGUGAGCUACAUGUUUUGUUAUAACGUCUUUGGACAUAUUUCAAUAUAAGCAUACUUUUCUAUAGAUAUUUGUUUUUGUACUCUGUUAUUGAGUCUCAUCUCUCUUGUUGGUACAGAGAUGAGCAACAAAUAAAUUGCAAUUGAAAAAGCUCAA
Molecule: messenger RNA, 8145 nt
Organism: Epinephelus fuscoguttatus (brown-marbled grouper)
Lineage: Eukaryota; Metazoa; Chordata; Actinopteri; Perciformes; Serranidae
Gene: patz1
Product: POZ/BTB and AT hook containing zinc finger 1
Exons: 6
Coding region: 520-2859 (779 amino acids)
Biological process (GO): regulation of cytokine production; regulation of immune system process; negative regulation of transcription by RNA polymerase II
Cellular component (GO): nucleus
Molecular function (GO): DNA-binding transcription factor activity, RNA polymerase II-specific; protein binding; RNA polymerase II cis-regulatory region sequence-specific DNA binding
Source: RefSeq, a predicted model, not a curated record